This is a messenger RNA of Pan troglodytes (chimpanzee), 3541 nucleotides long. RefSeq names its product zinc finger protein 384 (gene ZNF384). Lineage: Eukaryota; Metazoa; Chordata; Mammalia; Primates; Hominidae. Gene Ontology annotation, cellular component: nucleus; transcription regulator complex; chromatin. Bases 520 to 2301 code for a protein of 593 amino acids. The record is from RefSeq and is a predicted model, not a curated record. Gene Ontology annotation, molecular function: DNA-binding transcription activator activity, RNA polymerase II-specific; RNA polymerase II cis-regulatory region sequence-specific DNA binding. Gene Ontology annotation, biological process: regulation of transcription by RNA polymerase II. The transcript is spliced from 11 exons.
UCUGCACGCCCCUCUUUCUCCAUUAGCGCCCCCCCUACAUUGCUAUUUCCCUCCCUCCCCCCUUUUCGUUUCCGGCGCUCCCGCCUUCUCUCCGCAGAGCUCUUCUCUGAGCCUGUUGGGGGGAGGGAGGGGGGCGUGGAGGAACUGGGGUUCGCGGGAGCACGAGCUGCAGCACCACUUCCGGGUGAGUGCAAGGGGAGGGCGGCAAGGAGGGGGGGCCACCCACUACCUCGCGCCCCCGCCCUGCGGGUGUCUCGCGCGCGUUCCGUGCGUGUGAGUGUGUGGGUCUGUCUCGCGCCAGAAGUGCGUGCCCGCGCGCUGCGCCUUGCGCUUUUUCCCCUCCCUCGCCCCUUCCUGGUCCUCCCACCCCACUCGGCUCCCUCCUUUCCCAGCAAACGCCGCCCCUCCCGCGCCCUGGCUCAGGCUCUGGCGCCGCCGCAGCCGUCGCCGCCCGAAAGUUCAGGAGCCCUGGAAAGGAGAAGGAAUAAGACGGCAGGAGGAAGAGAGAGAGAGGGUAGAAUGGAAGAAUCUCACUUCAAUUCUAACCCGUACUUCUGGCCUUCUAUCCCCACAGUCUCAGGUCAGAUCGAGAACACAAUGUUCAUCAACAAGAUGAAGGAUCAGCUGUUGCCAGAGAAGGGCUGUGGUCUGGCCCCACCUCACUACCCCACCUUGCUGACAGUGCCUGCCUCAGUGUCCCUGCCCUCAGGCAUCAGUAUGGACACAGAGUCCAAGUCAGACCAGCUGACCCCACACAGCCAAGCGUCCGUUACCCAGAAUAUCACGGUGGUCCCUGUGCCGUCUACAGGACUGAUGACUGCUGGUCCGGGUUUGGUAAUCACGUCCCCCUCAGGCUCUCUUGUGACCACAGCAUCAUCAGCUCAGACCUUCCCCAUUUCGGCUCCCAUGAUUGUCUCAGCUCUUCCCCCUGGCUCACAAGCCCUGCAGGUUGUCCCUGACCUCUCCAAGAAGGUAGCAUCGACCCUAACCGAGGAAGGAGGCGGAGGUGGUGGUGGAGGUGGCAGUGUGGCUCCUAAGCCACCCCGGGGCCGGAAGAAGAAACGGAUGCUGGAAUCAGGGCUGCCCGAGAUGAAUGACCCUUAUGUCCUCUCCCCUGAGGAUGAUGAUGACCAUCAGAAAGACGGCAAGACCUACAGGAGCGAAGGGAACUGCGGCACAGGAAAUGGACAGAGCCUUGGGCUCAUGGAUUCAGUUCCCGGCUCCACCACGAAUUUGCUGUGUGACCCUGGGUGCCGGAUGUGCUCACUGACAUUCUACUCCAAGUCGGAGAUGCAGAUCCACUCCAAGUCACACACCGAGACCAAGCCCCACAAGUGCCCACAUUGCUCCAAGACCUUCGCCAACAGCUCCUACCUGGCCCAGCACAUCCGUAUACACUCAGGGGCUAAGCCCUACAGUUGUAACUUCUGUGAGAAAUCCUUCCGCCAGCUCUCCCACCUUCAGCAGCACACCCGGAUCCACUCCAAGAUGCACACGGAGACCAUCAAGCCCCACAAGUGCCCGCACUGCUCCAAGACCUUCGCCAACACCUCCUACCUGGCCCAGCACCUCCGUAUCCACUCGGGGGCCAAGCCCUACAACUGUUCCUACUGCCAGAAGGCCUUCCGCCAGCUCUCCCACCUCCAGCAGCACACACGAAUCCACACUGGUGAUAGACCAUACAAAUGUGCACACCCAGGCUGUGAGAAAGCCUUCACACAACUCUCCAAUCUGCAGUCCCACAGACGGCAACACAACAAAGAUAAACCCUUCAAGUGCCACAACUGUCAUCGGGCGUACACGGAUGCAGCCUCACUAGAGGUGCACCUGUCUACGCACACAGUGAAGCAUGCCAAGGUGUACACCUGCACUAUCUGCAGUCGGGCAUACACAUCAGAAACAUACCUUAUGAAACAUAUGCGCAAACACAACCCGCCUGAUCUUCAGCAACAAGUGCAGGCAGCAGCAGCGGCGGCAGCAGUGGCCCAGGCCCAGGCUCAAGCUCAAGCCCAGGCUCAGGCUCAGGCUCAAGCCCAGGCCCAGGCCCAGGCCUCCCAGGCAUCACAGCAGCAGCAGCAGCAGCAGCAGCAGCAGCAGCAGCAGCAGCAGCAACAGCCACCACCACACUUCCAGUCUCCUGGGGCAGCCCCCCAGGGCGGGGGUGGUGGGGACAGCAAUCCCAACCCUCCACCCCAGUGUUCCUUUGACCUGACCCCGUAUAAGACGGCGGAGCAUCAUAAGGACAUCUGCCUCACUGUCACCACCAGCACCAUCCAGGUGGAGCACCUGGCCAGCUCUUAGAGAUCCGUGCUGCCACCCACUGGGAAGAGGAAGUAGUAGUCCUGGUGUCUUCUUUCUCCAACUCUUGGUGGGAAAAGUCCUUUUCUUCCUUGACAGGCCUUGGCUCCAUCUCCUUGGGCCUCAGUCACGGCUUUCCUUCACAGGAUACCAUCCUUUUUCUGAACUCUUCUUCAAAAGGAACAUCAGCCCUCCUGAUUGCAAAGGAAUACUGAGCUGAUGGUGUCAUCCAGCAGCCUCCCCUCCCAAGCAAAGCUUUUAAAAUUGGGGGUUGGUGCUCAAGGGAAGGAUUUGCUAUGACCUCAUAGAAACUUGUCCAGUGUGGUCACUUACCCUAUCCUUACCCUCCUUAUCCUCAAAGUUUGGGCUGAUGUAAGACUAGAGGCUGGCCCUCCCAGAUAACAGAGAAAAGGGAGCCCCAAAUGCAACCAGCCUCUUGUUCUAUUCUUGCCUGCAAAAGAACAGAGGUUUCUCAAAUGCCUCAGUCCCUGAGAGCCAUUUCUUCCCCUACAUCGUCUCACUUUGCUUCCUAUUGACUGCUGGUAGAAGGAGAUUUGGGGUAGGGGCUAGACCUCCUUUUAUUUGAAGGGGGCAAGGGCUGAGAUGUGGUCCCCAAGGGGCCAGAAAUUCCCAAGUUGGUCACAGGUGGCUUAGAAGUGUGGGUUAUGGUUUUAUGGAUUUCCUUGAAGCCUCUCUCCUUCUCUGCCUACAAAGACCCUAUACUCUCAGUCUCCCCAACCCACCCCCAAGGAGCUGUGGGAGGCUUUGUGUUAUCUGUGAAACUCCAAAACAGGGGUGUUGCGGAGAAGGGAGAGUUCAAGGCAAACGCAAGGACUGGACUUAGCUCCCUAGGUGCCACAGUCAGAUGCCGGACACGGAUUUAUAUAUAAAUAUAUAUAUAUAAAUAUAUUAUACCCACUCAUCACGGCCAUCUUCGUUGUAACCAUUUCUGUGUUUAUAAAUGCAUUAUCUCUGAGAAUUUUCAUAUUUGAUGUUUUGUUUAUUUUUGUCCUUUUUUUCCCUCUCUCCACCCCUGUCCUCUAGCCACAGCAUUUUUCUUUUUGUCUUUUUUUUUUUUUUUUUUAAAUCAUGGCAGAUUUCAGAGGAAAGGAAAUUAAAAAAAAAAAUCAGGAAACCAGUUGUUAUAAAGUAAUUUAAAAAUGAAGAAAAAAAGAAAAAAACUUAUGUACAAACCAAGGGGUGUUUUUAGAACAUUGUAUAGAAAUAAAUUCAUGUAAAAGGA